CCUUGGUUGGAUCCAUCGGCAUGGGGAUGGUCUUCUUUUGCUCUCCCAUCGUCAGCAUCUUCACCGAUCGGAUCGGAUGCCGGACCACUGCUGCCUCGGGAGCCGCCAUAGCUUUCAUUGGCCUCCUCUCCAGUUCCUUCACCAAGUCCCUGGAGGUCCGCUACUUCACCUAUGGAAUCCUCUUUGGUUGUGGCAGCUCCUUCGCCUUCCACCCAUCCCUGGUCAUUCUGGGCCACUACUUCAAGCGACGCCUCGGUCUGGCCAACGGACUGGUGACGACCGGCAGCUGCCUUUUCUCCAUGGGUCUCCCAUUCCUCCUGAAUAUUGUGGGGAAGGCCCUUGGCCUCCCUCGCACCUUCCAGAUGCUGAGCGCCUUCCUGUUGGUCCAGAUCUUCUUGUCGCUGACCUUCCGCCCAAUGUUGCCCUCGGUCUCAAGUCCUCGAGAUAGGGAGAUCAAACUAGACACCCGGAGCUGGAGGCAGCAAUGCAUGUCACAGAUGCGGAAGUAUUUCAACUUGCGAGUCUUCCAAAGAAAGACGUACCGAGUUUGGGCCUUUGGCAUAGCUACUGCCAUCCUGGGAUACUUUGUCCCUUACAUGCAUCUGGUGAAGUUCGUAGAAGAGCAAUUCAAAGAAAAGGAAAGGUCCUGGAUUGUGCUUGUUUGCAUAGGAGCAACGUCAGGAAUUGGACGGCUGGCCUCCGGACCCAUCGGUGAUCUCAUCCCUGGAUUAAAGAAAAUAUAUUUGCAGGUUGCAUCCUUCAUCAUCUUGGGCAUCAUGUGCAUGAUGUUGCUACAGUGCCAAGCAUUUUGGGGGGUGAUUGUCGUCUGCCUCUUCCUUGGACUCUGUGAUGGACUCUUCAUCACCAUUAUGGCCCCCAUUGCCUUUGAGCUGGUUGGGCCCAUGGAGGCUUCUCAAGCCAUUGGCUAUCUCCUGGGACUCAUGGCCAUCCCCAUGUCAGCUGGCCCACCAAUUGCAGGAUUCCUUCAUGACCAUUUUGGAAAUUACCAGCUUGCCUUCUACUUUGCUGGAGUUCCUCCAAUAAUUGGAGGUCUCAUUCUUGCGUUCGUUCCCUUCAUCCAUCAAUCUCAGCUCAAGAAGAAGCGACUGGAUUCGGGGAAAGACAAGAUGUUGGGUUCAGAGAUGGUCCCAAAUGGAGAACUCCUCCCAGGUGCUCCAACAACAGAGGGAGCUACAUUGUAAACUCUGGCUUGGUUACCCAUCCUGCCACCAGCAGCGUUUUCUGAGCCGAUCUUGCGAAAGAAGAACCUCUUGUGUGAUAUGAGAAAAUCACUCUGUUGGUCGGCCCUGAUCACAUUCUUGGCUUUCAAGUUGAAUUUGAGUUUCUUUUAACUCUUUCUUUCUUUCUUUCCUACCGAACAUUCUCAUUGUUCCCACAUUUAUGUCCCAGCUGUGAUUUUUUCCCCCCAGUUAGCACAUUAGUGGAUUAUGCAUAGAUGACGGUUAUGACACUUUAAUAGAUUGUGUUGGACCAUUUCCUUUCCCCCCCUCCAAAUAGAUUCUGUAGCCAUUCUUAGUUAUUUUGCUGACAGUGAGCUUAAAUUCACUGGAAACUCCCUCCGGAGCACCUUGUGAAGCUGCCAAAUUCUCAGAAGUAAAUUAAUAGAUAUUGACGGAGACAGAAGGACAAGAGCUGGAUGGGGGGGAUUCUGAAUCCUUUUCCGAGAAGUUUUCUUUUCAACCAGCAAGUUCAGCCCUUUUCUCCUGUCUCCCUAAAAGCUGUCCCUGAAGAAGUAAUUAGGCUUUCCCCCCCUUCCAGUUCCUUUGGGUUGUGAAUUCUUUGUUUGAUUUCUUUUACAUAUUAAAUGAACCUCAAAAGUAAGAAUAAUUCCUCAUUUAUGGAUACAGUUGAGGGAUACAUUGAUGCUCUUUU
Thamnophis sirtalis is the source of this 1893-nucleotide messenger RNA. NCBI's taxonomy places the organism in Eukaryota, Metazoa, Chordata, Lepidosauria, Squamata, Natricidae. The record is from RefSeq and is a predicted model, not a curated record.